GCGCGCAGUCGCAGAGGCCGUGAGUGGAGCUGGUUCCCGGUUGCCUCAGCGGCCGGCUCAUGGCGGCGGCGCGUGACGGUUUUAAAUUGAAGAGAAAAUGUCACUUUACGAUGACUUGGGAGUUGAGACCAGCGAUUCCAAAACAGAAGGCUGGUCUAAAAACUUCAAACUACUGCAGUCUCAACUGCAGGUGAAGAAGGCAGCUCUCACUCAAGCGAAGAGUCAGAGAACCAAACAAACAACAGUACUUGCUCCAGUGAUUGACCUGAAACGAGGUAGUUCUUCUGAUGAGAGACAGAUCGUGGACACACCGCCUCAUGUAGCAGCUGGGUUAAAGGAUCCCGUACCUAGUGGUUUUUCUGCAGGAGAUGUAUUGAUUCCUUUGGCAGAUGAGUAUGAUCCUAUGUUUCCAAAUGAUUAUGAAAAAGUGGUGAAGCGGCAAAGAGAGGAACGACAGAGGCAGCGUGAGCUGGAGAGGCAAAAGGAAAUUGAAGAGAGAGAAAAAAGACGUAAAGACAGGCAUGAAGCCAGUGGGUUUUCGAGAAGACCGGAUCCAGAUUCUGAUGAAGAUGAAGAUUACGAAAGAGAGAGAAGAAAAAGAAGUAUGGGAGGAGCUGCAAUUGCACCACCCACUUCUCUGGUUGAGAAGGACAAAGAACCUGUAGCAUCAUUCCCAUACGAAGAUGAGUCAAGAUCUCGGGCACCAUCUUCCAAAGCAGCCAUUCCUCCUCCAGUGUACGAUGAGCCAGACAGACCUCGUUCCCCCACAGGACCUAGCAACUCAUUCCUUGCUAACAUGGGAGGGACAGUAGCUCAUAAAAUCAUGCAGAAGUAUGGUUUCAGAGAGGGUCAAGGCCUGGGAAAGCAUGAACAGGGGCUGAGCACAGCACUCUCUGUAGAGAAAACAAGCAAGAGGGGUGGCAAGAUCAUUGUUGGUGAUGCUACAGAAAAAGCAGAUGCAACCAAGAAAGCAGAUUCUAAUCCACUGACUGAGAUACUGAAAUGCCCAACUAAAGUGGUCCUACUAAGGAAUAUGGUGGGUGCUGGUGAGGUGGAUGAAGAUCUGGAAGUUGAAACUAAGGAAGAAUGUGAAAAAUAUGGCAAGGUUGGGAAAUGUGUCAUCUUUGAGAUUCCUGGUGCCCCUGAUGAUGAAGCUGUAAGAAUAUUUUUGGAAUUUGAACGGGUUGAGUCUGCAAUUAAAGCUGUUGUGGAUCUAAAUGGAAGAUACUUUGGCGGCCGAGUGGUGAAGGCUUGUUUCUACAACCUGGACAAGUUCAGAGUACUGGAUCUGGCAGAGCAAGUUUGAUUUUAAAAAUCUAGCUCGAGGUGUCACUGUUUUGGCAAUCAUGUUUUCAGCAGUAGGCUGGGAAAAAAGAAGAGAAAGUAGCUUUCCUAGCAGACUGGAAACAAGCCUCAUUGAAUGGAUUUUUCGCAUUCGUUGUGACUUCAUUUUUUUGUAAUAUAAAGCCCUUUGAAAUUAAGAUUCAUGUCUGUUGUGUUUUUGAAUUGCACAAUUCUGCUUAUUGCUCUGGGAAUCCUUGGUUUUUUGAACUUUUCAUCCCUUGACUUCAAUUAUUUUGCAAACCCACUGCUGAGGAAAUGCUUUGUCUGUAUCCUUGUUUUCCUUGUUCUGGUGCUUCUUCACAGUUUUCCUGUGCAGCAUCCACUGUAAGUGGGAAGCUUUGGAAAAGGACUGUGUGCUAUUAUGCUUCUCUUUCCUGAUAUUUCCCUUGCUGGUCAGUCCUCCAUCUCUGCACACCAGAGUGAUUUGGAGUCGUUGGACAGUUGGCAACUAGUUUGUUCUUUCCUGACUUUAGCACAAUAUUUUCUAUGCCAGAAUGGAGACUAAAGUAAAAGGGAGUGAGUUUGUGUUUCUUCCCAAGUCCAAAGAAAACACAUUUAAAUUGAGGGAAAUGGAAUAAGAAAGGAAAUAAAAAAGGCUCAGGCAUUUGAAUCAGAAUGAGUGGACUGUUAGCAGAUGCUCUGCACUGUCAGACAGUCUUUGCUAGCAGCCUUAACUGAUUGCAGGUAGUUAUUGAAAUGCUGUUUAUAGAACUGAGAGAAACUUUCAUCUGGCCAGCUAUCAGAUUCUCAAUUCUUCUAACGUAGGUAACUAACUUUUAAUUGAUUUACACCUAAGAAGAAUGCAGUGGAAGAAAAUGCUCAUAGAAAAGUAUGAAGAAAUGACAAACUAAACUUCUAAACACUGCAGCUCUUUGCAAUCUGGUGUAAAAUAGUAUGUAGCAUUCUCCUCCUGGUUUCGUGUUCACCUUUUGUUUGGGAACCGUAUGUGACAGAGGUGGCAAGAGAAGGCUGUGCAGUGAUGGUGGCUGUGUGCUCCAUUGCAUUUACAAUUCCCACUGAAGUUGUGUGGGCAUUAAAAUGGAAGGGAGCUUUGAGGGCAUUUUAGCUGUUCAAAAGCUGGAUGUCUUUUUCCUGUUAUACACAUGUAUUUGGGGGAGGGGAUAUAGAUCUGUAGUUGAUCAAUGCUGUGAGUAUCUCCAGUUCUUGCCUUUUUUAUUAAGUUUUGGCUGCAGAUCCAUAUGACAGACCCUUCGUCUUGUUUCUUGCUUAUUUUGUCUGCUUGUGUUCCAGCAACCCCUGUACAAACAUUUGCCUGUAAAAGAGAAAACAAUUUUUUGUAAAAAAAAACCCUUGUAUUUUA
Messenger RNA from Coturnix japonica (Japanese quail), 2665 nucleotides. NCBI's taxonomy places the organism in Eukaryota, Metazoa, Chordata, Aves, Galliformes, Phasianidae. The record is from RefSeq and is a predicted model, not a curated record.